CAAUACUACCAACCUAACGAAUUGGCCUCCAUUUUGGGGCAGCUGAUAUUUGUUUGCGUAAAAUUUUUGUCUCAAAACAGCCUUUAUUGUUUCAAAAUGGGUGUUUCAAUCCUCCCCAUCGCUAUUUUCACCGUUUUCUGGGGUGUCGUGGGUAUCGUAUGCCCAUUUUUUGCCCCUAAAGGACCAAACAGAGGGAUUAUCCAAGUGGUCUUGAUGUUAACAGCGUCGACGUGCUGGUUAUUCUGGCUGUGUGCAUACAUGGCACAAAUGAAUCCUCUGAUUGGGCCCAGACUUAGUAACGAAACCCUCAUUUGGAUCUCUCGCACUUGGGGCAACCCCAUCCCGAAGUAAGUGAAGAACACCCCGUAACAAACUGGCGAAGAAAUGCUUCGUUAGCAUUUUAGUGCUGAAACUUAUUACCUACGUUAAUUCUGUAACAUUUAUAUUGUAAAUAAUAUCAAG
Molecule: messenger RNA, 462 nt
Organism: Maniola jurtina (meadow brown)
Lineage: Eukaryota; Metazoa; Arthropoda; Insecta; Lepidoptera; Nymphalidae
Product: V-type proton ATPase subunit e 2-like
Exons: 4
Coding region: 97-351 (84 amino acids)
Biological process (GO): proton transmembrane transport
Cellular component (GO): plasma membrane proton-transporting V-type ATPase complex; proton-transporting V-type ATPase, V0 domain
Molecular function (GO): proton-transporting ATPase activity, rotational mechanism
Source: RefSeq, a predicted model, not a curated record